CUCGACGUCAGCAGCAGCAGCCGUGGCGGCAGCGGCAGAGAUGUAAAAACUGUAAGUGCCAUCGCCAAGAAAGUUCAGUUCUUUCCGAGAUCUCGCUGCGUUCGUACCAAAAGAAAAGAAAAGAAAACAUAAUAAAGAAAGAGAGAGCUAUAAAGAGCGAGUGCGCGCACCGUGCAAACCAUUGCCUGCCUGCCCAGUGAUCCGCAACAGCAAUAGUUGAGGAUUGGAUCGGAGCGGAUCGAUUAAGUAGUCGGGCCGAAAACAAAACACUUGUGCAUUAAACGUAUCUCGUUCUCAAUCUGUAUCUGUAUCUUCUUGUUGUUCCUUGUGAUGAAAAGCUCGUGCAAAUCGUGAAUCAAGAACAAUCAGACAGCGCCGAGCAGGGGCCGAGGAGGAGCCGAGUGCUGUGCGUGGUGAUAUAUUAUAUUGAUUUCGCUUCGACACCAAACAUUCGGCUGAAUCAUCGUCUAUAUUGAGCGCCAAGCAACAGCAACGAUCCAUUCACAUCCAUUUGGAACGAUCACGCUUCAGUUAACCCCCACGCAGGGCUGACUUCCUGAUCCACAGCGUGUCUUACAGUUAGGACGCCAUGAGCAAAGAUCAGCUGGCCACACCCAUACCCGAGGAGCUGUACAAUCUGACGCAACUGGCGAAUGUGACACUGGCGGCUGGACCGCUCAGCACAGCUGCCGAAGGCAACAACAUGGCCGGCAACAACAACAGCAACAACAACAGCAACAACAGCAACAACAUAUUCUAUGCCUCGUCGGAUGAUGACUCCACCUACAACUCCUACAGCCACAAGGUAUUCGACCGCAGGAAACUGCGUCGCUCCACCAUCUCUGACUCGAACUCCUGCGCCAGCAUCGCCAGCAGCAGCAGCCAAUCCAGCGAGCAAUCAGCCAUUCAGGCCGGCGGUAGCAGCAGCAGCAGCAUCAACGGCAGCUUGCUAGAGGAUGAGCACAUCUGCCCCGAGUGUGGCAAGAAAUAUUCCACGUCCUCCAAUCUAGCACGCCAUAGACAAACACACAGGUCAAUCAUGGACAAGAAGGCGCGCCACUGUCCAUUCUGCGAGAAGGUCUACGUCUCGAUGCCCGCCUUCUCGAUGCACGUGCGCACCCACAACCAGGGCUGCGAGUGCCAGUACUGCGGCAAGUGCUUCUCGCGGCCCUGGCUGCUGCAAGGCCACAUACGCACCCACACGGGCGAGAAGCCCUUCAAGUGUAUCGUCUGCAGCAAGGCCUUUGCGGACAAGUCCAACUUGCGCGCCCACAUCCAAACCCAUUCGAAUACCAAGCCACACACGUGCGCCCGCUGUGGCAAGGCCUUCGCCCUGAAGUCUUAUCUGUACAAGCACGAAGAGUCCUCCUGCAUGAAGAAUCGCAGCGAGGCGCCGGCCCGUGCCACCCAAGUGCUGCCACUGCCCAAGCAGCAGUCGGAGCAACUGGAGGCAGGAGGAGCAGGAGCUGCCUCUGCAGCGGCUCUGCCGGACUCGGCAAAGUCAACGCUGGCGCACAAGUUGCUGCAGAAGAAGGAUCGCCGCCAGGCCCAAGCACAGGCUCAGGCUCUGGCCUAUGGCUAUCCCGGUCGUCUGGAGCACUACGAAAGCUAUAAGCGCAAUGGCCUGCUGCAGCCCACAAUGCUCCAGCAUCCGAGUGCAAUCUACCAGGAGCAGAUGCUGCCGCUGACGCUGCCCUUAGCGCUGCCCUAUCAUCCUCAUCAUCAGGCCUAUGCCCAUCAGCCGGCGGCUGGCGAGGAUGCGGAUAGGAACCGAGAGCGGCAGCAGGAGCAGGAGCAGCCCGUCGACUUUUCGCCCAAGAACAAUUUCACGCAUUCGGCCAAAACGAGUCCCUUCGAGCUGACCGGCAACUAUGCAAUGGUCGCCUAGCCACGCCCACCACACCAACAGCAGACUGUAAAAAGACAAACGAGACAGAGAUUUACAAUUUGGAGAUGACCAAAAAUC
Molecule: messenger RNA, 1966 nt
Organism: Drosophila arizonae
Lineage: Eukaryota; Metazoa; Arthropoda; Insecta; Diptera; Drosophilidae
Gene: Kah
Product: Kahuli
Biological process (GO): regulation of transcription by RNA polymerase II
Molecular function (GO): DNA-binding transcription factor activity, RNA polymerase II-specific; RNA polymerase II cis-regulatory region sequence-specific DNA binding
Source: RefSeq, a predicted model, not a curated record